GAGAGAGAGAGAGAGAGAGAGAGAGAGAGAGAGAGAGAGAGAGAGAGAGAGAGAGGGGUUUGUGGUGGGACUAGUCUGUGCCUUGAUCCAGGGCUACUGCAGAGGACAGACUGCUGCGCUGUGGAAUUGUCUACAGGUUUAACGGCAAUCUGGAAGAUCACACUGGAUAGCUACGGUAAAACAUCACCGGGUUCCGGACAUCUGGCCUUAUGAGGAGGAGUUUAACACACGUUUACACAGGAGCAGGCCGUGUAUUAUGUACAGUAGUUGAUUUCUGAGAUGGCUGUGUGGGCCCGGCAGGCCCGAACAUCCCUCCUGCAGUUCUGCCUUCAUCUUCUUCAGGCCCAACGGACCACCCUGAGUGUCUGAUCCAGUCCAGCCCUUCUAACACCCACCCUGGGUCUCCCUCUCAUCGGGCCACCUGGCAUCACCAUGGGAGGAUGCCUCUCCAAACCCAAAGCAGUAGAGGUCAAAGUUGAGCUGUCUCUUUUGGAGAAAGAGAAGGAAGUGGACCUGAUGUCUCCUAAUGGGAAAGCCAGUCCGUUUUCAGAAUGCAGACCCAACGGCUCUCUGGGACAUUGUUCGGACGAUGACACCGUGACUCUACGGUCUCAGCGCAAACACAGAGAUUUCAUAGAGGCGUCUGUCUGUCACGUCAGAGACCUUGAGAAUGGACAAAUGCGUGAGGUUGAUUUGGGGACAGGCCGAGCUCUGCUCAUAAAGGAACAUGGAGAAUUCCUUGCAAUGGGACAUAAGUGCCCACAUUAUGGUGCUCCGCUGGUCAAAGGUGUGCUGUCAAAAGGGCGCGUCAGAUGUCCAUGGCAUGGGGCGUGUUUUAACAUCACUACAGGUGAUAUCGAGGAUUUUCCUGGGCUGGACAGUCUGCCCACCUUCCAGGUUAGAGUUGAAAAGGAGAAGGUGAUUAUAAGAGCAAACAAACAGGCCCUACAAACCCAGCGACGGACAAAGGUCAUGUCAAAGUGUUCAGCUGUCAUCAAUUCCUGCAAUGGAUUCAGCCACGUUCUCAUUAUUGGAUCAGGUCCUGCUGGUCUGGUGUGCGCUGAGACCCUAAGACAGGAGGGCUUUACGGAUCGUAUUGUGAUGUGCACCAUGGACAAACAUCCACCGUACGACAGGCCUAAACUGAGUAAGUCUCUGGAGAGCACAGCCGAACAGCUGCAGAUGAGAGCCGCCGAGUUCUUUCAGAUGCACGACAUUGAGGUACUGCUAGAAAAAGAGGUCGUCUCUGUCGACGUGAAAUCGAAGACUGUGUUGUUUCGGGACGGUUUUAAAAUGGAAUUUCGAAAACUCUUGAUUGCCACAGGAAGCAGGCCAAAACCUUUGAGCUACAAAGGCAAAGAUGUGGGAAAUGUGUUUCACCUGAGAACACCAGAAGAUGCCAACAGCAUCGCUGCACUCGCCAGCAAUAAGAACGCAGUCAUUGUGGGAACUUCAUUUAUCGGUAUGGAGGUAGCGGCUGCUCUCACAGAUAAAGCUCAUUCAGUCUCUGUCAUCGGUAUAGAGGCCGUUCCGUUCCGAAAAGCACUCGGAGAGAAAGUUGGGAAAGUCUUGAUGAAGCUGUUUGAAUUAAACCGAGUGAAGUUCUACAUGUUGAAUGAGGUGUGGGAGAUGAGAGGCCAGAAUGGACAGUUAAAAGAAGUGGUACUGAAAAGUGGCAAAGUCUUACGAGCGGAUGUGUGUGUUAUUGGUAUAGGCUCAGGUCCAGCCACAGCAUUUCUGAAGCAGAGUGGAAUUCACAUGGAUUCUAAAGGCUUCAUCCCAGUCAAUAAGACCAUGCAAACCAACAUGGACGGGGUCUUCGCCGGAGGUGAUGUGGUAACAUUUCCUCUGGCUUUACGCAGCAAUAAGAAGGUGAACAUUCCUCACUGGCAGAUGGCACAUGUACACGGGAGAGUGGCCGCUCUCAGCAUGAUGGGAAAGGCGACGGAUAUUAAAGCGGUGCCUUAUUUCUGGACAGCGAUGUUUGGCAAGAGCAUUCGAUAUGCAGGUUACGGGGAUGGCUUCGAUGAUGUCGUCAUCCAGGGAGAUCUGGACGAGCUAAAAUUUGUGGCGUUCUACACGAAGAGUGAAGAGGUGGUGUCCGUGGCCAGUAUGAACUAUGACCCCAUUGUGUCACGGGUUGCAGAAGUGUUUGGCUCUGGAAAGACGAUUAGGAAACGUGACGUGGAGACAGGAGACAUGUCAUGGCUGAUCGAAAAAGGCUCACAAUGAAGAUAUGUUUGCUCUUCUGUACCAAACCUGGACAAACUCUCAAAACAGAGAGUCUUGACACUGUUGGUUCAAUGGGACACUACGUAGAAGACUUACGCUGUUGUAUACCACACAAGCACCUGGUCUAUGUGCCGAGGACCUCUUCCCCAUAGGGUGGAACAUCUCUGGACCCGGAUCCAUGAAAUGAGCCAUAACUGCUUUUAAACCCUCCGUCCUAGGUAGGACGUCUCUCUCUUCUGUGGGUCGGUUGAUUCCGACUGCUCUUUGCAUGAAGCGUCUGUCUGUAUACGGUGUUGACGGAGCGGUUAAAUGGGAAUUGUCAUACUUUGUACAUGCAUUCAAACAUGGAGACGGCACUUUUUUCUACAAAACUUCUGCUACUGAUUAGCCUGGCUGUGGCAACGGGAAUGUUUGAACAGAUGUGAUGUCCGGCUCUCAUCGCAACGCGGCCCCAUGCAGCUUUGCCUGCGGCAGUUUUUAAGAAUCAUAGGAAAAACGGUUUGUAGUUGUAGAGAACAGAUGCAUGAGAAUUCAUUUGCACGGGGCAUUCUUUUUAUCACGAUAUGAUUUUUUUUAACAACAUGAACUGGCGUCCACUCCUCUAGAAUUCUUUAUUCUGCAGUCUCGUGGCAAUGAUGAUCACAUUGAAUGUUCCCUCAAACGUAAGCAUGACCCGGGCACCAAAACCCCGCUGACCUUCAAUGAUGACAUUGUACCUCUUGCUAAUGGGAACGUUGGUUGCCUUGCUAGUAAAUUGCACAAAACACAGAUAUGUAAAGCUAUACGUUUAUCUCUAGAAAUGCUCGUAAUAUAAGACUCGAGGCUUGUAUUUUCUGACUAAUCGUAAAACGAAUGAUUGAUAACUGAGUGAUCGAUUAUUGAUUGUAUUUUUAGACUGAAGGCAAUACUAUUGAAUGCUUUCCUGGUAGCUCUGACCUCCUACAGUUUUUCUUCGGUACUAACUCAGGGAUUGGAGGUUUCACUCAUAUGGGACACAUUCUGGUGGAAAAAAGUAUGAAUAAAUUUGUU
Molecule: messenger RNA, 3261 nt
Organism: Triplophysa rosa
Lineage: Eukaryota; Metazoa; Chordata; Actinopteri; Cypriniformes; Nemacheilidae
Product: apoptosis-inducing factor 3
Exons: 20
Coding region: 433-2232 (599 amino acids)
Biological process (GO): execution phase of apoptosis
Cellular component (GO): cytoplasm; mitochondrion
Molecular function (GO): 2 iron, 2 sulfur cluster binding; flavin adenine dinucleotide binding; oxidoreductase activity, acting on NAD(P)H
Source: RefSeq, a predicted model, not a curated record